UCUCCCCACGAUCCACCCUCCACCUCCCUUCCCCUCCUAUUUUCUUUUUAUUAAUUCUCCGUCCUUUUUCAUUUGUUCUGGAUCUGGAGUAGUGUCUUCUCGUCUCUUUUGUCUUUGUGUACCUGAUUUGAUUGGGUGCCGGCGUUGAGAUUCCCGUGUCGUCUUUCCCCGUUCGCACAGUUUUUCACCGCGACCAUGUCUAGUCGCCAACAAAUUGACUCCGUCAUCGACGAUGAUGAUGAGUUUUGCCCCCUUUGCAUCGAAGAGUUCGACCUUUCCGACAAGAACUUCAAGCCAUGUCCUUGUGGAUACCAGAUCUGCCAAUUCUGCUAUAACAAUAUCAAAACGCACAGCGAAGAGGGUCGAUGCCCGAACUGCCGCCGUCCUUAUGAUGAUAGCACGAUCCAAUACAAGAUCCCUGAUGCGGAGGAGUUCAAAGCCGAUUUGGCCUUGAAGUCCCGCAAGGCUGCUGCAGCCAAGAAGAAGGAAGCCGAAAGGCGUGAGAUAGAGGCUUCCAGCAGGAAGAAUUUGGCAGGUGUUCGUGUUGUGCAAAAGAACCUGGUUUACGUCAUAGGCCUCAAUCCCACAAUCCGUGACGAGAACCAGUUGUUGCAAACGCUUCGAGGCAAGGAAUAUUUUGGACAAUAUGGUGAGAUUGAGAAGAUUGUGGUCAGCAAAGCCAAGCCAGGGGGCAAUCCACACCAGGGAAUCGGCGUUUAUGUCACAUUUUCCCGCAAGUCUGAUGCUGCGAGUUGCAUCACGGCCGUGGAUGGCUCCUCUAACGGCGAUCGUGUUCUGAGGGCUCAGUAUGGAACGACUAAGUAUUGCUCGUCUUUCCUUCGAAAUGAACCGUGUAACAAUCGCAACUGCACGUUCUUGCAUGAAACAGGCGAGGAUAGCGAGAGUUACAGCCGCUCCGAUCUUUCAUCCAUGAAUACCUUGUCCAGUCAGCGCCAACAUCCGCCGAAUAUUACUCAACCUCGCCCUAUCCAGCCGAUGACCCACACCAUGCGCCGGCAACCGAGCAAGGACGACUCUCUCAGUGGGCGCUCAGUUGUCCCUGACGGGCCCGCGCUUCCUUCAUCUGCCAGCUGGGCAAAUAAAGAUCCCACAAUGAGAGCUAGACGGGCCAGUUUAACCGGUAGCCAGGCGUCUCAGAGCCCCCGCCCUGCGAGCGUUUCCGUUGCCAUCGCCGCUGAGGAGCCCAAGCGAGUCGAGAGACCUUCCCCAGUUGUCCAGGCAGUACAGCGAACAUCAUCACAGUCUGAUACACGGUCACCAAUUUCCCAACCCGAGCCUCCCAACAAGCCUGUCAUCGAAACACCGAGCGCAUUCGACACCUUAAUCCGGGAUAUGAUGUCUCCGGAAUUCCGAUUUGUAUUUUCGGCCUCUGACCUCCCGGUGGAUGAACUCAAGCAUAUCCAGAAUUAUCCCUCUUUUAUUGACCCUUACGGCGGUGUCAAGCGCCGUGCUAUGCGUGAGAAAGCAGACAAGGAGCGUGCUAGUCGUGAGAGUGAGCUUGCACAAACUGCCCAAACUGCAGCAGCAGAAGAGGAUAGUAGGGAGGCUGGCAGCCUACAGCUUGGCGGAGAGCCAGAAGAUGCUAACCCUCCUCGGGGUCGUCAAACCCGUGAGUCUCAUGGCGCUAUUCAACCUCCAUCUCAACAAGGCACAGCCGAUAACUCUACUGUUGGGUCUCCUGUUUCAGCCACAAGCCAUCAGUUCCAUGGACUUAAUCUGGCUGGACGAAGCUUGACUCCACUCCAGCAGCAGCAGUUGAUGCUCCUCAAAUCAGCAGGUAACCAGCAGGCUGGUCUGUCAGAUCCUCUGGGCACUGCUGCUCUGGACCAAGCUGCACAGGUUCGCCAGGGUGUUCUGCAGAACCAAAUGGCAGCCCAAUAUGCGCUUCAAGCUCAAGGCAGGCAGUCGUCUCGCUUUGCCUUUACGAGCGACGUCAACACAAAGAACAUUAGCAAUGCUCGAAUGUUGAACCAGAUGCAACAGCCUGGUACCCCGAAUCCGCUCUCAGCGCCAAGCCCUCAGCACGGUCUUGCUGGUGGUUUUUACGCGAGUGGUGUUCAGGGCCCCCCUCCUGGUUUGAAGACAGCAGGAACUCCUCCCAUUAGUGGCGGUGGAAUGUUCGCUCAGGGCCACGGGUUUACUUCAAAUACCAACGUCGGGUUGGGAUCAAAUGUUGGAAAGCACGAAGCGACGCCAGAGGCGAUGCGUGAAUUAUUACGGGGGCGAAAUGGUACGAAUAUUGGUGGUGUGCAAGCCCAGGAGGCCGCAAAGCGUGAGUUCAUGUUCCCUUUCCUUCAACAGCACCAAACCCCACCUCCCCUGACUCCCGUCAAUGGCCUUCUCAGCUCUUUCUAUGGGUCCCGGACGGGUACACCACCUGACUCUGGUGGCUCACAGAAGCAGAAGAAGAAGGGAAAGAAGCACAGACACGCUAACACUUCCUCCGGUGGAGGUGGUGUAGUAGAUCUUGCAGACCCGAGCAUUUUACAGGCGAGAAUGCACCAGGUUGGUGCCAAUGCUACUGCUGGACAAGCGUUGUAUGGGAGUCAGGGCCAAGGUGGGUACAACCCCUCGAUGAUGUACGGCGGUGGGUUGAGCCUGGAUGAUGACUUCCCUCCUCUCAGCAGCCAAUUGAAAGAUAGCCAGCCUAUCGAUACAUUUGGUUUCCUGAAAUCUCAACUUCCCGGUGAUUCUACUGGCCGUGCAGGCACACCCACCCUUCCGCCAGGUCUUCCUUUGCCCCACGCUCACCCGGCAUCUGCUAUAUUCCAAGAACAGAGCGGCUCGUCUAAACCAUCGUCUCCGGCCCCCAUCGUGCCUCCUGGACUGGGGGGCACUCCAUCUCACUCUCGUCCAAUUAGUCCUGAGUUUGGCAUUCGCACAGGGAACUCAUCGGUGCGCACUAAGGAUGCAUCUCAAAUCUCUCUGGGAUCACCCGUCGCGAAACCAAUUCGUAAGCCUCGAAUUCAGAACAAAAUAGACGUUCCUGCUUCUAGCGAUGAUAGAGAGACCGGUGGAUUAGAUAGUCCUGUGGGUGCAAAGGCCAGCCCUGCUAGCGUGAGCGUGCCGUUGUCAUCGCAAGAGACCUCUUCUGUGCAUUCAGAGCGAGCCCUAUCUGGAACGUUUACAUCUGCCCUAUCUGGGACGUUUGCUUCUGCAUUUACGGCGCGACCUGGCUCAGUUUCUGCUGUCUCUGCUAUUGGUUCACGACCAAACACUCCUCUUACAACAACCUCUCGUGUUUCUGAUUCUUCUGCCCCUCGCCAGACACGCAUCCUCCGUGUCGUUGACACCCCCAAAUCUGAAGCAUCUCGCCACGUUGGAACCGCCUCAGCUGCUGGCACCGGCAAGUUAGGGUCUCCAAGACAUAGUGUUUCUUCCAUCAGCAGACCAGAUACUCCUGGUGAAUUCGGCUCUGAGGCAGAGCUUUAUCCCUCCGGCUCUGUAUCUCGCUCAAACUCCCCUCCUGCUUCGGGUCGCAUUGGCUCUGCUCCGGUGCGUGCGGUCACUAAGAGUCAGGCCAAGAAAGAGCGGAGACAGAAAGCGAAAGAGGCAGAAGCCAAAAAGGUCGAAGUCUCUUCCGUAGCCGAAGAACCCGUUCAAGCUCCAAUCAUGGGCCGAAAGCGCAAGACCAAGAAGGCACCGGCCACUGCCCUUGAGACAGCGGAUGCCGCUCCGCUCUCUGCUGAGACCUCAACCCCCGCCAAAAACCGUGCUGAAUCGCCCAAAAAGGCGGAGCCCUCACGCGUGGAACCCAAAGCUGAAUCUAUCAAGAAGGUGAAGGUCAAGGAGCCAAUGGUGGAAGAGAACAAGGCACCCUCCGAGGCACCCUCUGUGGGCGACGAGCCCGCUGAGCCCAAGACCCCCCCUGAGGCUUGGUACUCUCACAACACUAUGGGGCAGCUACUCAAAGAUGCCGAGGAAAGUGGCCGUUCGAUCAAAGACUUGUUCAUGGAACGCACCAAGCCCCUACAUGCCCUGCUUGCCGAGAUGCACCGAGAGGGAAAAAUUGAUCUGAACAAAAGCUCCUUGUUCAACCCUGCCAACCUCAGCCAACGCGGUGACAUGAAGUGCACUGCCGAUGACUAUGAGGACUUGAAGCAACCUACUGAACUUAACGAAGAACAUCGCAAGGCCCUCCUGCGUGGUGAGCCCGUCCGAGUGGGUACUCAGGCCCUCAAGACCCGUUGUCUUAUCACUCCUCGGGGUUGCGUGCUUCGACAUCUCGAACCCGAAGAAGAAGAGCGAUACCUCGAACUGGAGAAGAGUCGGAAUGGAAUCAUUGAUGUCUUCCCGGUCGGCGACGAUUCGAGCAACAUCAACGGUGGCCUUGAUGCCCUUUUCGUGAACCCUGAGAAAUACAACAUUUUCUGGGUGGACGACGCUAUGGCCCAGAUGGGAUCCUCCUCUCCCGUCCUGGAGCCCACCGAUGCCAUUAUUCCGCCCAACGUUCUUUCCGCCAUGGAGGCAGAUAGCACCCGCAGUCACGACUGGGCCGUCGCCCACUCUGCCGAGCUUCUCCAGACCACCACGGCCGCCGUACGCUCCUUCGCCGCUGCUACCGCCAAACAGCUGCUCGGCUCCGCUGCCAUCCCUGGCAGCAACCCUACCCUCGAAGAUGUAGCGGCGAUGACGGACGAGGAGCUGAAGAGUCUUUCCAGCAAGACACAGAAGGACCUAGAGACUACGCGCAAGGAAAUGGACUUGCUAGAUAAGAAGUUCGCCGGCCUGCUGCGCCGCAACAAGAAGCUUCAACAGCAGGCUCUGGCUCUCACUGAGUCCGCGAAGCCGAAGCAGAGUGCAUGA
Molecule: messenger RNA, 4827 nt
Organism: Penicillium longicatenatum
Lineage: Eukaryota; Fungi; Ascomycota; Eurotiomycetes; Eurotiales; Aspergillaceae
Product: CCR4-NOT core ubiquitin-protein ligase subunit MOT2
Exons: 5
Coding region: 196-4827 (1543 amino acids)
Biological process (GO): protein ubiquitination
Cellular component (GO): CCR4-NOT complex
Molecular function (GO): RNA binding; ubiquitin-protein transferase activity
Source: RefSeq, a predicted model, not a curated record